Messenger RNA from Physella acuta, 1289 nucleotides. RefSeq lists its product as uncharacterized. Lineage: Eukaryota; Metazoa; Mollusca; Gastropoda; Physidae. The record is from RefSeq and is a predicted model, not a curated record.
UUUGCUGAAAACAGGUGGACACUUGUCUCAGAGACUACGCCUGCCGCACCGUACUUUAGUUGUGACUUACAUACUUACGUGCCAGUAGACAACACUACCUGCAGUUUUUACCAAAUUUCAACUGGUUUUAACGUCACGUGUUUGGUCUCGAGAGUUUACCCUGCAGGAAGUUGUCUACUGAUUGUUGAUAAGAAGAAAACUGUCACUUUUUCAAACGUGACCACGACAAGCAGCAACUGGUCAACCGCUGAACCAGUCUAUUACAACACCAGUUGUAGCGUGCAUGUUCCUUACAUCAACUUGAGACCUGGUCUACAGGAACUUCACAUGUACGUCUAUCCUAACGUGACCAACUCAACUGAAGAUAAGAAAUAUGGCCAGACGGUAGUACACAAUGUCACUUUAGAACCACCUUCUGUAGAGAUCAAAGUCACCAACUACACAGAUGUCAACGGACUUACAACAUUCAACUGUACGUGUUACAGAACAGACUCCAGUCAGAUUGAGACGACCAUACAGUGGUACAGGAAUAACACAAUGAUACAACACAACAACGGAACAAACGUUUCAACCAUCCAAGUAUCAGGACCAUAUGAUGAAUACUACUGUCAGGCUACCAACAGACUGGGAUGGACAAGUCAAAAUGUCAGCUGCAAACCAGUAGCAGAAGAACACAUUACAACAGCACAAAGUAUAAAAAACUGCAGUGCUAAUUCUUCUUGUUUGGUUGAGAAUGUUGGCGAAAUAUAUAAUAUAACAGCUUCAUCAAACAACACCGUUUCAUCAAACACUAGUAGACAUGGAACAAAAGAACCAUCUGGAUAUAUUACGGUGUUAAUCGUAUUUUCAGCUGUACUGGUGAUUGCGGUGGUAUUAGCUGCGAUAUUCUGGAAAACAAUUUAUCCACGUAUAUACCACACAACAAAGAUACAUAAGAAUGAGUAUGAGCUAAGAGGUAACGACACAGACGGCUUUGAUACCACCUGGUGUUUGGGUGAAGAGGACACAGAAUCUCAUUAUGAAGAGUUGGACAAGUUCAGAUCGUGAUAUACACUAUUACUGUCUGGUAAAGAACGAGGCUGUUCCUGUUCCACGAGGCAGUUCAUGAUAUACGAAACAUAUAUUAAUAUAUGAGACAGUAUUUAAUAUUGGAAACACAUCUUUAUGUACAGUUAUGUUUUUUAUGCAGUUAUGUUUUUUAUACAGGAAAUAUGAACUGAUCUAUAUUACAGAUUUCUGAAGAAGCAGCAGUCUAAAGAUUAAUAUUUAAAACUAGGCAUCACAGUACA